CCCGCUCACACCCACUGGAGUAUUCCACGCGCACAAAACCACGCAGCUUCUUCAUCCGAGCCCAUGGAGGCCAUGCGAAACCUGGUCUUGCUAUUGGCUGCUGGCCUAGCGAUGCCAUUCGUUGAGGCCCUUGUUGGACCGGAAAAGCCCUCCGCGGUUGCGCGGAAGAUGCAGUCCUAUUAUGGCUAUGGCUAUGGUUUCUACGAGGGCUAUGAGAGUGGUGAAGGCUGCGAGGAGAUGUACUGCUACCCCAGCGUCUACACCGAGGACGGUGAAAUCGAUUGGGACCAGACCUACGAGGCCGAAGCCAGCUGUGCCAGCUGGGAGGAGGGAUGCCCUUGCAAUGAGGAGUGGGAAGUUCAGUGCGAGAGCUAUGGCAUGAAGGUUUGCUUGCCAAAGACCGAAGGUUGCUUGGAUCCCUUUGCUGUGGAAUGUGAUGAAGAGACCGAGGAGGUGUGCAAGGAUGAGUGGUCCGCAUAUUGCUGGGACAAGGCUUGGGGGAAUUGCCCUCUCUUCUGCGGGCACGAUGAGAUCUAUUGCUAUUCCUACAGCUACGAUUCCACAGGAGAAGUCAACUGGACAGCUCCUCACACCGAGACCUGUGCGAACAUGUCCACCGGGUGUCCUUGUGAUGACACUUGGGAAGUGAGAUGUACCGAUGCAUGGGGCUAUAGCUGGUGCAAUCCCAAGUCCUUCCCCUGCCCCAUCACCUGCAGCAACACUGAGCAGGUUUGCUACAUGACGGAGUACAAGGAUGAUGGCGAGCCAGACUGGAGCGCUCCGGGCAACCAGACUUGCGUGGAUAUGUUCAGCCCCUGCCCAUGCCAUCCAGUUCACGAGGAGCUUUGCAACAGCACAUGGGGCUCGUAUUGCCAACCCACCUACAACGGGCAGACGUGUCCCAUUUCGUGCAAGGAGAAUGAGAUCUAUUGCUACAUCGUGCCCUAUGACGACAACGGCGAGAUCGAUUGGACUGCCACAUGGGAGGAAGCCUGUGCGGACGAAAGCGAGGGCUGCCCUUGCAACGAGAAGUGGGAGAAGUCUUGUGGCGAAGGCUGGUGCAUCCCGAUCGACGAAAGCUGUCCCAUCGAUUGCGGUGAGUUUGCCACCUGCUGGCACGAGUCCGGCAACCAAAGCUGCGCCACGGAAAGCGGCUGCAGCUGUGAAGCCAAUGAGCACAGCUGCCUGGAUGGCUGGGGGCAAUAUCAGUGCUACCCAAUGACUUGGUAUCCAGAUGGCUGCCCUUUGGUGUGCGACUAUGAGACGCACAUCUAUUGUCAUGAAGUAGGAUUCGAUGAGAAUGGCUUUAUGACGUGGGAGGAGUUUUGCCACGAACGGAGCAGUGCGGAUGACUGGGAGUGCCCGGUGAAAUGCAAGGAUUCCGCGCAAAAAUGCGGCACUGAGGAUUGGAACUCCUACUGUGUCGCACUCACCGACUCGUGUCCGGAAGUGUGCACGGAGGAUCAACAGCUUUGCUGGGUCACGGACUACGACUCCACAGGCGCAUGGCUUGGAGGUGCCGACAAAUGUGCCCCAGCGAACCAAGAAUGCCCAUGUGGUCAGAACAGCAUCAAGUGUUCGUUCGAAGGCUAUUCUUACUGCGAGUCGACCUACUACGGCUGCCCUGUGACCUGCCAAGAGGGCCAGAAGAACUGCUACAUCGAAUCCUACACGCCGGAAGGUGACUAUGACUGGACGGUCCCUGCGAACGAGACCUGUGUGGCUGAGAAGCAUAGCUGUCCUUGCGGAGCGAAUGCCAAGGCCUGCAAAUGGACGGACCUCUUUGGUGUCGAGGAGGAAUACUUUCAGCCUGAAGCUUGGCCUUGCCCCAUCUCUUGUGGCGCGGACCAGAAGAAAUGCUAUAAGACCGACUACAACGCCUCUGGCUACCCCCAGAAUUACUAUGAAGACUGCGUUGCAAAGGAUGCGAAGUGCACCUGCGGUCGACAUUCGCAAGAGUGCCAUGACCCUUGGUGGGACGAGUACUAUUGCAUGCCAACCUGGGACUUCUGGACGAAUAUGAAGAUGAGUUGCCCUGUAUAUUGCAAGGAGGAUCAGGAUUAUUGUUACAUCCCAUCCUUCGAUGCCAAGGGUGACUGGGUGCGAACGCAGGAAGAGUGUGUGCCUCGCGGGCAAGCGUGCGACUGCAAGAAGGGGCAGAAUGCUUUUGCAUGCACCUACACCGAUCCGUUUUGGGGCUCCUGGACCGAGUGUUUACCAACAUUUGGUGGCUACUGCCCUUCAAGCUGCCCUUCUGAUGAAGUGGCCUGCGAGAUGGUCGAAGACUACCUGCCCAAUGGAACUUCCUUGGGUCUGGUCCAACCACCGAAGAAGUGCGCCAAGGACCAGAGCAAGUGCGAAUGCGGAAAGGAGGCGAAGCGGUGUCCCAGCGGUGUGUGCAUGUUCCAAGAUGAGGAUUGCCCCGUGACCUGCAAGGGCAAUGAGAAGAAAUGCUAUGAGUCCACCUACAAUAAGAACGGCGAGUUCGUGAGCGACCGAGAAGUCUGCGUGGCUCGGAAUGCCAGUUGCCCAUGCAAUGGACAGGGCAUGAGAAAGUGCGAAACCCUGGAGCUUUGCCUCUUAGAGAGUGAGAUGGAGCUGCUUUGCCCUUGCAAGGAGCGGGAGGAGCAGUGCUAUGUGGUGAACUACGACAAGUAUGGGAAGGUGAGCGACUUUGAAACGCAAUGCGUGCAAAAGGGCAGUGCCUGCAAGUGUGGGAAGAACACCGAGAGCUGCCCCGAUCCCAACGAUGCGAAGGCCAAGAUCUGCGUGCCCCGCUUGGGCUUCAAGAGUUGCCCCAAGCCUUGCACCUCAGAGGAGAUCCGCGGAGGGAACGUGACCUGCGUGCAGACCAACCUGGACUCUUCCGGGAACUUCAAGUCGGAGACGGUGACCUGCAUCGGCGCCAACGACACUUGCCCCAUCGGUGAAGGGAUGAAGCGCUGUGCCAGUGGCGCCAUGAUCGCGGUGAACGAGAAGUGUCGGAGCCUGUACUCCGCGGCCACGACGGGAACCCGGCGGUUGAGCAGCAAAGCACCCGUGCGGGAGUCGGUGAAGGUGAUCAUCACGUUGGGAUCCAGUAAAACGGAUGCUGCUUCCCAUGCAGAGACGGCGCGGGUGAAGCUCAACAGUGUCCUCCAACUUCCUAAUGGCAUGACUUCGUCGAUCGUGAUCAAGACCUCGCGUGCAACACGUCGCGUUUCGGAGCGUAGCUUGAGCACCAGCAGCAAGGGAAGUUUGAUCUACACUGUGGAAAAUCAAGGAACCUCGACAGUGCCUGCGACACAAGUGGGCGAGGAGCUGAAGAAGAUGGUGAAGAGCAGCAGUUCCAUGUUGACGAAGGCCUUGAGCUUGGUGGGUGAGGUGGAUUCCAAGGCGGGGGUGACCAUCAAGGCCACUAGCACGGUGCUCCAGAGCCGUGCCACGGCUGCUCAGGAGGAAAAGAUGAAACAGGCAGGCAUCACCACACGCAGCACCAGCAAGGCUCCUACCACACCAAGGAUCUCAACGACUGUCACGGAUGGAAAUCUCUCUGGGCAAAUCUCCUCAGCGUCAGACACUUUCUGCUCGCUGGCUUUCGUGGCCGCGCUGGCUGUGUUGUGAGCGCUGUGACUGGGCGCGGAGGUCGCUACUUAGCCCGAUAGCCCCGGCCGAUGGCCCGGGGCUGGAGACAUCGAUCGUCUCCAUUUUUCCCAUGGCACCGACACCGAAGCUCUGUGAAGACAGACUUCGUGGGCGCCGUGAUUUCUCUUUUUUGCUUUGCGGAUCAACGUGCGGUGCACGGUUUUUCUGUGUUGAUCUUUUUUUGGCACGGCCGCAAACAUAGAGGCGCCACGGUCUGGUGGUAGAGUUGUUCAAGACUGG
Durusdinium trenchii is the source of this 3864-nucleotide messenger RNA. The record is from the annotation of a GenBank genome assembly. NCBI's taxonomy places the organism in Eukaryota, Dinophyceae, Suessiales, Symbiodiniaceae.